GCACAGGUUUUUUAUUGUGAAGCAGACAUACAGUCAGAAAUGCACAAAAUCAGUCCCAGAAGAUGUAUGCAUUUAGCAGUAAAAUGCUUACAAAACAACAAAAUCAUCAUCCAUUAAGACUUUACCGAAAAAACCCACUUCACAAUGAACACUAUUAGAGGUGUUUAUUCGGGUCAUCGGGUUGAUUUUGAGUCACGUGUUUCAUGCCAGUUCAAAAUCAGGGUUGUGUCCAUAUUGAUUUUUACUUAAUUUUAAAUUCAUUUUGAAGUCGGGUUAAGUCGGGUUGGGUUACAAGGUUGAGUACAUAUCUGGUCAUCGAAUCUGUUUUGAACACUAUGCAUCGAAUACCCUUCUCAACAAUGGCGAAUGCACCUAGUAGCAAGCAUUACCCCUAGUUUCAGAAAAAACUAUAUAUUUAUAUAUCGAAUAAAAAAUAUAAGAUUGAUGUUAGCUUAAUUGAUAAGGCCUCUAAUAUUCCUAAUUUCGCCAUUGCUACUCAAGAUCAACAAUAUUCAUGCUUCAUCAAAUGGGUUUUCCCUAUCAAGCUAUACACAAAACACUUAACCAUAAAACAAGGGUUCAAGUAACCAAGGCUUGAUCCAACAUAACUCUUCUCCAUACAAGCAUGGGAAUCUAGCCAUAUCAAGGUUCCAAAUGAACGAGCCAAAAUCAUUGUGAUUCAAGUCCCGUUUGCAAUUUUGAUUCAAGUCACAUUUGCAACACUUGAACUACUACAUCUACAUACAACAAAAUUUACUUGUCACAUUGAUUAAAUUAGCAAAAUACUCUAUUAUUUCGUUAAUUCUGCUACAUUUUCCGUUCUGAACAGUGUUGACGUAGCUACAUUUAGGGGGCGUUUGGUUGGGGGUAUUAAGGAAAGGGAAAGGGAAUGAAAAUACCCCAUUCCCUUUGAUGUUGUUUGGUUCGCAUUUUGAAUCAUUCCGUUUACCCAAUUUUAGGUUUUGGUUAACCUAAAUCACGUAAUCCCCAUUCCCCACCUCCCCCUCCACUUUCCCAUUCCAUUCCCUUCCCCAUUCAGCUCCUGCUUCCUUCCUCGCCUCCCUACUGCUGCUGCUGCCUCCUUCCUCGCGCCUCCCUCCUCGCGCCUCCUUGCUGCUGCUGCUGCGCCUCCAUUAACGGAAUCUCCAUUAACAGAGGAUGGAUGAAAGUAGUGCUAGUGGAGGUGGAAGGGGAAAAAACAAACGAUUUUGGACUGCCCAAGAAGAUAAGGCUCUUGUGGAAGCCUUGUCAGAGUUAGCUGUUGAUCCUCACUGGAGGUGUGAAAAUGGAUUUAGAAGCGGCUACAUGGUUCGCUUAGAGGAGCUCAUAGGUAAGGCUCUUCCUGGUUGUGGUUUGAAGGCUCUGCCACACAUUGAUUCUCGACUUAAGACACUUGUAGCCAAGUUUAGGGCUAUUUCUCAAAUGUUAAAUACAAGUGGAUUCGUCUGGGAUGAUGAAAAAAAAAUGAUUUCUGUAGAUCGGGCUGUUUAUGACGAGUAUUGCAAGAAUCAUCCGAAUUGCAAAAACCUGUUUGGAGUUUCAUUUCCGCACUUUCAUGAACUAAUGAAUGUUUACGGCAAGGAUUACGCUACCGGAAAACCAGCUGAAGAUUAUGUUGAAGCAAUACAGAAUUUGCAAAACGUUGCCCCUCCACAAGUUACACUUGAUUCAAGUGAUGAUGAGGGAAUUGAUGCUAGUGGUAAUGCCACUCAAACUGUUACUUCUCCUCCUGCUAAAAAAAUGAAAACUGAAAAAACUUCUAAUAAAAGAAGUAAGAGAGGAAAUGCUGGUGAAGGUAGUUCUAAUGAGUUGGCUAGCUUACAAGCAUUCAUGAAAGACAUGAAUGUUCAUCUUUCAACUAUGGCAAAUGUGAUGGCCCGCACUGAUGAUCGUGAGCAAAAAGUAGUUGAACAGACUGAGAAAGUGUUAGAGGAACUACUAUCUUUUAAUUUAGAAGGUGUAACUCCUAACCAAGUUUUUGAAGUGGCUAACAUUCUAACCUCACAACCAAACAAGCUCCUCAUAUUUUCAAAGUGUCCCGACGCUUUGAAAAGUGAUUAUGUUAAGAGUCUUCUUGGAGGAAAUAGUAAUGCUUAGAUCUAAUGUUGUGGUUCCAUGAAUGAUUUUGAAAAGGACUAGAACACUUUUCGUAUGUAUUUUGAUCUACAAACAAGUCAUUAUAUGUAAUUAAUCGAGCUACGUUGUUAUUAUUUAGAGUUAUGUUUUUUCAAAAAAUAAUUUUUUCAAGUUUAUCAUAUAACAACUACUUAUUUUUGGAGAAAAUAUAAAAGAAUUUAAAAAAUCAAAUUUUGAUUCCUUAGCUUGAACCAAACAGUCACAAAGGGAAUCAUUCAGCAGUUCAUUCCGUUUCCUGAACACAACCAAACAACUAGGCUAAAUUAGGGGAAUCCAUUUCUUUCUCCUUCAUUCCCUUUCCUGAUUCCAUUCCGAUUCCCUUGUGCGAACCAAACGGCCCCUUAUAUUUUUAUUAUGGCCCCAUAUCCUCUCUACUACUCCUAUCCACAAACUUAUUCUCCAUACUCAACUCAUCCACAACCUCAUUCUACCUAUGUUUCUUCCAUCUAUUUGUGGUACUAAAUAGUGGUAAUAAUUUAUAGAAUAAAUUUUCAUCAAAAGUUAUGUUAUUCCCCUGGUAACGAAACUUUGAUUAUAAAAGUUUUUUUUUUUUACAAAUUUCCUUACCAUCUUAUACAACCUCUCCUAAUAGUAAUGAAUUGAAAUGAAAUUUAUGAAAAAAAUAAGAUAAUUAAACUUGGACAAGCAUGACCAUCAAGGUAGUAAGAGAUUUUUCAACCAAAAUUACACUAGUUUUCAUUCUCGUUAUUACUGUUUAAUACCAAGUGCCGUUAAUGUCAUCCAUACAAAUUACAAUUCAAUAUAUCUUCAUUUAUUACCAUGUUCUCACCUUCCCUUAAAUAAUACCAUGUUUGCAGCAAAUUCAACUAGACAGAGUAGUAUAAAUUAUAAUUUAAUAGAGAAUUUUGCUCUAUCAUAACAAAAUCAAAGGACUAUGUCUAAUAGUCUAUGUGUUAUCAAAUAAUAAAGUUCAAAUCUUUAGUUUAUUCUAAAAAAUAAAUAAGGGCAACAUAACCAACAAAAAAGAGACCAAAACCAAAAACCCACAAAAUUUCUAAAAUACCCAUAAGAAAUCUUCAUCAAACAAGCAAAAAAAGUACGUUAAACAAAUGGAGAGGA
This is a messenger RNA of Amaranthus tricolor (Joseph's coat), 3216 nucleotides long. Its product is annotated as protein ANTAGONIST OF LIKE HETEROCHROMATIN PROTEIN 1-like. The record is from RefSeq and is a predicted model, not a curated record. The coding region runs from base 1159 to 2097 and encodes 312 amino acids. NCBI's taxonomy places the organism in Eukaryota, Viridiplantae, Streptophyta, Magnoliopsida, Caryophyllales, Amaranthaceae. The transcript is spliced from 3 exons.